AUGGUCCUGUGGAAGUGGAUUGGGGACACCUCAGGUGGCAUUACCCUGGGCAAACGUCGGGUCGGGCGUCCCACGAUUACUUGGCAAAGGUCUAGAUACAGAAGCAUACGCAUUGACAUUCAUAACAACCUAAAAGACACUGUUGCCAAUGGUUACCUCAAUAGGUCAUACAAUGGCGGGAGAAACUAUGCAAAAUGGAAGACUUACUUCCGCCGGAACUUUUGCAAUCUGCCAAUUCACGAGGAUUGUAACGCCACGCGAGAUUUAGCAUAUCUUGAGAGAAAGGGACUAAUAAAAGUAGGAGAAUAUGACGUUCUUGUUGAUGUUUUUCGGAAAAUUGAUGAAAGAGCGAUAGAGUACAUCGAGAAAAAGACGUCUGAUAUAAAAGCUGUUGGAAAAGAUGUCCGAAAAAAGAAGUGGGCGCGACUGAGAGUCCUAGCCAAUCCAGCCAUUUUUCUUGAGGAACAGGAGAAAGUGUUCUCUGAACUUUUCCAGGCUAUUGCUGAUCACAUGAAACAUCCACACUGGAGCUCAGACUUCCAAGCAGUAACCCGGAUGUCGAACAUCAUGGCCGACAAAUCAGACAUGAACAACCACCUUGCAGAAUUUGUAAACAGUAUGGUCAAAACGACGUCACACCUUCGCAACAUGACCGAUGACGUCAUUCACAAAUUCGUCAUUGAGACUCUAAAUUUCGCUACGUCACUUCGAAACGAUUUUGGAUUCGCCGUCCAGAAAAUAAGAUCGAAAUGUGUGGAUUUUUACGGCGAAUUUGCCAAAGAUCCGGAUCAGCAGACGGAAAACAAGCUCCGAGAUUUUACAUGCGCAGAAAUUUCGACCUUGUUGUCGCUAGCGGGUUUUAGCAAGAAUGAAUUAAACCUGCAAAUGGAUCUACACUAUUUUCCUAGGGAUAUUUAUGACAAAAUUAUAGAACACUGGGAUUUUUACCACCACACCAUGCAUCUACAAAGGUCAAAGGAUAAGACAUUUAUGAGUCAAGAUUUCAUCCAUAGAGAGAAUGAAAAGUUGAGAAGCCCGAAUCCAAGCAGAGCUUCGUCAAGAUUUAAAUAAAUUACAAUUAAGAUUGAAUUAUCCAUGACCAGGACCCAUGCACCUAUUAGACAUUGGAAUUGAAUUCGAACUUGUUUCUUUCUUUCUCCCUUUUGUUACAUACUUCUUAUCUUACUUCAGGAAUUCUUGCAGAAGAAUAACGCUGAAAUA
Molecule: messenger RNA, 1221 nt
Organism: Saccostrea echinata
Lineage: Eukaryota; Metazoa; Mollusca; Bivalvia; Ostreida; Ostreidae
Exons: 4
Coding region: 1-1071 (356 amino acids)
Source: RefSeq, a predicted model, not a curated record